CACCUUUCCUGUAAUAUGGAAAGUAAUAAAAGUCAUGUGAAGGAGUGAAGCAAGCAUGAAUCUAAUGGUAUGAGCUCAUGCUUAUGCGAGCAGGGGUAGCUUUUAGGAUUACCCUUCAUAUAUGUUUCUUUGUAUGCAUUUUUUUUUUUUUUUUUGGAUAUGUUUCUUUGUAUUCUGAUGUCAAAUAUAGAAGUAUAGAUAGCAUCGUGUUCUUACUUCAGCAGUUUUGUCUAUGCAAAGACAUGAAAAACAAAGGCCUAGACUAAUAAUUCUUUUUUUUUUUUUUUUCUAGGCAGUUUGACUAAAUAUUCCCACACAUGCUAAAUGUUUUAUUCCUUGUGACAGGCCUACAGGAAGAUGUCGACUUCAGAUAAGAUUGCUGCCGACUGGCCACGAACACUACACGUUGAUCAGCUUGUAUCUCAACACCAUAUCAAUAACAUCCCAUAUGAUGGCGAAGUAGAAUACUUAAUCAUUGAGGCAAUGCAUCAUCGCAGAAAAUUUGACGAACUGAAAGAGAAGAGGCUUUGUGCAUAUAUUAAGCUGCCACCACAAACAUUGUUACUCACUGUUUCCACCAACAGUAUGCGCUUCAUUGGAACGCUUUAUCUUGAGGGAUUUCCUCUAUAUAAGCACCAAAUAUACAUCCCCUAGCAGCAUCCAUAGAAGCAAGAAGUGCAAAAUCAGCCAGAGCAGAUCCUUGGAGAGUAUGUGAAAUAUGCAUAGUUUGUCUUCAGCUUUCUCAGGACAUCAUCUUCUGAUGAAAAACUUGAUCGAGUUAUGGACCUUGUAGCAAAAAGAAAGUCUUUACUUUAAAAGAUUAUUUCCAUUAAUUACCUCAAUUAUGAGGAAGGAAAUUA
This is a messenger RNA of Cornus florida, 860 nucleotides long. Its product is annotated as mediator of RNA polymerase II transcription subunit 25-like. NCBI's taxonomy places the organism in Eukaryota, Viridiplantae, Streptophyta, Magnoliopsida, Cornales, Cornaceae. The record is from RefSeq and is a predicted model, not a curated record. Gene Ontology annotation, biological process: positive regulation of transcription by RNA polymerase II. The coding region runs from base 358 to 654 and encodes 98 amino acids. The transcript is spliced from 5 exons. Gene Ontology annotation, cellular component: transcription regulator complex; mediator complex.